This is a messenger RNA of Epinephelus moara (kelp grouper), 2443 nucleotides long. RefSeq names its product mediator of RNA polymerase II transcription, subunit 18 homolog (yeast) (gene med18). Gene Ontology annotation, molecular function: transcription coregulator activity. The record is from RefSeq and is a predicted model, not a curated record. The transcript has 3 exons. Gene Ontology annotation, cellular component: mediator complex; core mediator complex. The coding region runs from base 405 to 1034 and encodes 209 amino acids. NCBI's taxonomy places the organism in Eukaryota, Metazoa, Chordata, Actinopteri, Perciformes, Serranidae. Gene Ontology annotation, biological process: termination of RNA polymerase II transcription; regulation of transcription by RNA polymerase II.
CCAGACUGAGAAAAGUAUGCGCCUCGUUCACCGGUGCUGUGGUCAUUCAUUCUCUGAUAACAAACCGAAGAGUUGAGCUAUUUUUGUUUAAGCCGGCUCUGCUUUCAAAUAUAGACAUCUUUCACCCCAUUCAGUAACUUGACUGACUUUGAAAGCACGGUAAUAAUUUAGGUAACACAGCUUACGGAGUGGCUAACUGAUUAGCUUAGGGAGCUGCUAGCUAGCUAGCUAGCUGGUUAGCUACCAGCCGUUUGUUCACUGAACGAGCACGGUGAGGCCUAACGUUACCGCAUCCUCGGUAUUUAUUGUGGAGGCUCUACCGAAGACCAACGUUUAUUUCCCAGCAAGAGCACAGCUGCAUUUUGUAAUUUCUCAGACAAAAACAACUCGGUGUCUGAGAAAAGAUGGAAGCUCCUCCUGUUACCGUGAUGCCUGUCACCGGGGGCACAAUCAAUAUGAUGGAGUACCUGCUGCAAGGCAGUGUGUUAGACCAGGCCCUGGAAAGCCUCUUGCAUCGCCUUCGAGGUCUCUGUGACAACAUGGAACCUGAGACCUUCACAGAUCACGAACUGGUUUAUCUUCUGAAAGGCCAACAAGGGAACCCUUUCAUUCUGCGUGCCCGGCGCUCCCUGUCCCAUCCCACAUCACCAUGGCACCUACGCUACCUAGGCCAACCUGAAGUUGGUGACAAGAGCCGCCAUGCUCUGGUGCGCAACUGUGUUGACGUAGCCGCCUCUCAAAGCCUGCCGGAGUUCCUCAACGAGAUGGGCUUCCGCAUGGACCAUGAGUUUGUGGCCAACGGGCACAUAUUCCGCAAAGGGGCUAUGAAAAUUGUGGUCAGCAAGCUGUCACGCAUCCUGGUACCAGGUAACACAGAGAACACAGAGCGACUAUCACUUUCAUACCUGGUGGAGCUGAGUGUGUUGGCUCCCGCCGGGCAGGACACUGUGUCAGAGGAUAUGCGCAGCUUUGCUGAGCAACUUAAACCCCUGGUUCACCUGGAGAAGAUUGACCCCAGCAAACAGAGACACUAAAUGUGAACAUUUUAAGGGUCAAGUCAUCUGUGACCACUAUGGACCAAUAAGACUUAAUUUUUUUUAUUUUAUUUUUUUACAUUGUUUACAUUCAAACUAAAAUUAAAUACAGUCCAACUUUGACUUAACAUUUACGCUCUUGGUAAAUUUGUUAUGUGAGUGGGAAAAUGACUCUACGAUUCCUAAGUGGUAUAUCGUAGGCAACUAGACUUGCUUGAGUUUCGUGAAGAUGUUUCACCUCUCGUGAACUGAAGCAAGUCCCCCUUAAAGCUAAGCAAUUUCGGUUUCCUAUAAUAAGCACUUAGGAUUAACAUGAACUGGAUGACUAAGAACCUUCACCAGCAUGACUCUACAGUUACUACAGAAUAUUACAGCAUAUCAUCAGUUUCCACCAAAGAAUUUUCAUAGUUUUGAGUUUUGACAUGUUAAGCUUAUCACUCUUUCACUACAUAAUACAGUUUGCAGAUUUUGGGCUCGUUGCAGACAGGCCGCUAUCCCAGCACCUGCUAAUGUGUGCUCACAUUUUGUCUCCAAUAACAUAAGAUCCAGACGUUUAGCAGAAUUAUCCUCAGAGGUCUCCUCUUUCCAAAAAAAAUGGACAAGGUGAUUUAAAUUGGUAAAAACACUGAAUAAAGCCGUUUCAUGUUAAAAAACAGUGUUUUUCUGACACUGUUUGGCUCUUUGUGGAUUAGCUGCUUAUUACGGUUGCCGUUGAGAAAGCGCUAGAACACGAAUGGCCCUAUUUUGAGAAAGUAUUUGGUUUGUCCGUUCUGGGCUACUGCAACAUGGUGGACUCUGUGGAUGAGGACCCGCUUGCUAUGUAGUUAUAAAGGCUCAUUCUGAGAGGACAAAAAAGUGACUGUAAUUAUUUUCAGAUUAUUAUACACUAAAGAAAACUUGCUUAUUAUAUUCCAUUUCUGCCAAUAUAUCCCCCUAAAUUCUACACACUGGACCUUUAAACUGAUUUUUAGUUAAUUUAUAUUUUUAUAUUUGUGAUAUUAAUAAUAACUUUAUUUGUAGAGCACCUUUUGAGCUGAAAGCACAAAGUACUUUCCAGUGUGCAGAUAAUACAAAACAAAAGGGAUACUAAUAAAAUAUAAACAUUUACAUACGCCUACACUAACAUAUACACUUAAACACAUACAUACCUGUAAGCAUGCAUACAUAAAUACACGGCUGUAAAUACAUACACUCCCGUACACACAAUAAGUCUGUCAACUGUCAGAAAAGGCCAAUCUGUCAAAGUUUUCAGAUGAGAUUUAAAGACAUGAACAGAGUCAGCUGAUCUGAUGCUCAGAGGGAGGCUGUUCCAAAGCCGGGGAGCAAGAACUGAAACGGCUUGAUCACACUUUGUCUUUAACCUGGAUUAGAAGACUCAGACUAGCAGACCUGUGAACCAUAGCGACUCU